UCAGUUAUCAGUUAACACUUGUUUAAACGGAACCAGCGGUACUGACUGUGCUAUAACUUACCUGCAACACACAGACGAUGGACUGGGAUCGCAGUAGGAGGUUAGUUUGAUCAUUCACUUCAUCUCGGUAGGAACUAAGACGAGGGGCGCGAAUAGAUUCGAAGAUCACCGUGGCGGAGAGAGUUAUCGUCCUAGCGGCUCUCGAGCUUAUUUGCGACGCAGCAGAUCCCCCCCACGAGUCCGUUCUCCCCGUCUUGUCGCAGAUACAUGGGUUCCAUCACAUAGUCGGACAUAUGGCCGCGUGCGUAGCCGUUCACCACUAGCCCAAAGACGACGCCUCUCACGCAGCCCUUCGUUCUAUAAUCGAGAGAUGGGAGUAGGUGCCUAUACAAAGAUGUGUUCUCCACCGAGGCGGUUCUCACCUAGACGGGGCGAGUUAAGGAAUCGGUCCCCUCACCAGGCCUCGUGGCGCUCAAGGUCUCCUCCCUAUGGAGAAGGGCGUCAGCGCGAUCAUUCAUGGAGUCGAAAUAACCCAAAGCGACCGCGCGAACUGUCGCCGCGCGGCCAAGAGUUCAGAUUCUUGAGACGAGAGCGGCCUCACCCCCCCGCAGAUCUAUAUAUGAAGCCUGAUAUUCCAUUUCGGGAUAGUGGCAGUCGACCACCACUCCCCCGCCGAUCCCGAAGCCCUUUUCAUGGAAGUCGCAGGGAACGCAACCCAGAACUUCACCCAACCCAAAAGCGGCGGUCACAAUCCCCAAAGGGUCUAUCUCCUAUGCGUACAUCUGUAUCAGGCUCUCUACCUGAUUCGAGACGCUCAUCGCCUUUUACGGAGAGGCCUAAUUUCAUUUCAUCCAACGCCCCAAGUCGGUCGCCAAGUCACCACAAUCCCAACCGAUGUCUCUCUAGAACUUCGGAUCAUUCGUCCCUACGUGAAGAGCGACCCCGCGCGAUUAAGGAUAAGCCCACAUUCGAUGAGCCAAGACCAAGAUCACCAGCCUCAGAACGACCUACCGGGAAAGAACAUGAUACUGACAGCGUCGGACUACAGCGUCAAAAUUCUGAAAUUCAUGAAACAGAUCCUACUUCAUCAAAGACAGCAUAUCCCCGCAAUGUUCCAGUACAACCAAAGGCAUACGGCAAUACAUCACAGGGCCAGGCACCCCCAUCUGGCCCAUCGCAUGGCCCUAAAACAAUGUCCUUGCAGAAUCGUGCGUCAAAUAUCUCUCUAUUGUCAGCUCCAACUCGGCCACGCGGUGGUCUGGGUUUCAAGGAACCAUCUUGGGCAGGAUCUCCAGCCCGUCGCGGACCUGCGUCGGCCGGACUCCACGGGCCCCCACCGACUGGUCCGCGCAGUAGUCUCAUGUCCACAGGUCAUGGCGUCGAGUUGCCCCGCUCCAGUCUCAACAGGCAAGGUAGCAUUACCGGGCCUUCUUAUUCCCCCCGUUUGCCGAGACAUACUAGCCACCUUGCGGGCCUUCGCCAAAUCAUCCCUGAAGGCAAAAUUCUCCCAUCUAGUCUCGAUAUUGCUUUAGAAAAAAGACUUUCCCAGCUAGAUGCAGACAAGGACAGACUUUUUGAUCAAAUCGCAGACAACCAGAAGCUGCGACGACUUGGAAACCAAGACUGGGAUAGGCUUGAUCGGGAAAGUUCUAUUUGUGCACUGAAGAGUGAACUUGCAGAAGGGCAUCUACAGCGUAUAGCCGAUGGUGAAAGCAUGCAGGUUGGUGCAACGUUCUGAUAGUCCAAUAAAACGCCAUGACUACUCCAAUUACUGCGAUCUCAAAAGCAGAAUUAGAAGAGAAGCAUAGGGGUAGAAUGUCAAUCCUGCCUUCUUUAGCACGCAUGGACAUUGAUGGUCUAUGCGUUCCCCAGUAUUGUGGAUUGGAAAUUCCUGUUUUCACAGUGAAUCAUGAAUGCAG
Aspergillus ibericus CBS 121593 is the source of this 1919-nucleotide messenger RNA. RefSeq lists its product as uncharacterized. Bases 395 to 1738 code for a protein of 447 amino acids. The transcript has a single exon. The record is from RefSeq and is a predicted model, not a curated record. Lineage: Eukaryota; Fungi; Ascomycota; Eurotiomycetes; Eurotiales; Aspergillaceae.